This is a messenger RNA of Paramuricea clavata, 1750 nucleotides long. The record is from the annotation of a GenBank genome assembly. NCBI's taxonomy places the organism in Eukaryota, Metazoa, Cnidaria, Anthozoa, Malacalcyonacea, Plexauridae.
AUGGCGGAAAACCCAGUCAACCAUGUGGUCUCCGUAUUAAAAGAAGCCAUAGAACAUAUUCAGAAUCAAAUCCCUUCUGCAGGCUCUGCAGCGAACACAACAGGCCCGACAGCAAACACAACAAGUGCUUCAACACCGUCGCAAAGUCAACAAGAAACUUUUAAUCAAGCUGUACAACGCGAUUUUAGGUAAACGUUUUCAGGGUUUUUUCCGCUCAUUAUUUAUUGUACAGGGGGGUUUGAGGAGAAACUGGGAGGGGGGGGCUUUAAAUUUUUUAAAACCUGAAAGGGGGCUUUGAAAAAAUACAGAAAGACAAAAGAAGGGGGGGCUUUGAUUCCUUUGAAAAUAUUUACCAGUUUGAAAAAAACAUCGGUAGUUUUAAAAAUGACCACAAAACAACUUAACAAAUAUAUAAUGUUUAUAGACCUUAUCUCUUAUGUUCAUGCAAGGGACCGGUCAUAAAGUAAAAAGGGGGGGGUGUGCUGGGAAAAUCAUAUAUUUGGUGUCUGCAUUUUUGGUAGCCCACCCCUUAAUAGGUGCAUGGAAAUCUGUAGCCCACCCUUAAAUUGGUGCUGAAAAAUUAAUGACCCACCCCUUUUCCAACUUUUUACGGAAAAAUUUUUUUCGGACAAGAAUCUUCCCCCCCCCCCAUUUCAGUACUUAGCCCCAAAAAACCGGAAAUUUUAACAAAAAAAUUUCCAGGCCCAAUCUUCUGCAUAUUUUUACAUGACCCACCCCUAUCAUUGCGCUUAACUUUCGAUGACCCAGAAACUGUUUUAGAAGUGGCAUUAUUCAUGACAUAACUAUUUGGAUGUCAUCUAUUAAAUAGAGAAUAAUACAUGGGUGCACAGAAAUACCAGAUUUAUUUCGAGUGUUGAACAUGAUAACACGAGAAAUAAAUCUGGUAUUUCUAAGCACCCAUGUAUUUUCCUGUUUAUUAUAUAAAGGACAAUCUUUCAAAGCGAUGAUUUUUACAGAAAAGCGAUAAUUUUCACAUGCGAGAUUAUCAUAAAUAAUCUCACAUGUGAGAUUAUCACUUUUAUCAGUGCUCGAAAUCUCUUUCAAAAACUCAUCAUGAAGCAAUUAUCAUCCAAUCUUGAGUAAGAAAUUAGUCACGUGCAUACGUCUUUAUACCAGCUAAAGAACACUUUAACAAAAGACCAUUGUUAUGCAAACUAUAUAAAGAUUUUUAAAUAAAGAUUUUUAUAUAAGAUUUUUAUAUAAAGAUUUUUAUAUAAAGAUUUGACUUAUUAUGCAAACGUUUUUGAAGCCAUUUAAAAAACUCGCAGGUCGUGUUUUAUUAGGUCUAAAGCCACUCGCGCUGCGCGCUCGUGGCUUUAAACCUAAUAAAACACUCCUGCUCGUUUUUUAAAUAGUACAUAAAGCACUAUACUUUAUAUAAUAACAGUGGUUUUUCCAAUAUGAAAACCAACACCAAAGCAGCACUUUUGUUUGGUUUUGUGGUUAAAAGUUAACUGAAAUGUAUUUUAUCUUAUUUCCUCUUAGCAAAGCCUUUCCCAGUCUUGGUGGUGGAGGUCAACGAUUACCUCUUCAUAACCCUCGACCAGCUAAAAGGCAGAAAGUUGUGUUCAUUCAGCCAAAGAAAUCAUGGACACAUGACUUCUGCCUUUUGGCUGAAACUAAUCAAAGCAGAACUCCAUCUCUAACACGCCUGUCAGCAAUAAAAGAAGCCGGCCUCGGAAAAAACGUAUUGUUUUUCCUGACAAGAAUGCUGGGUUUGCAAAGUUGA